Messenger RNA from Lactuca virosa, 1959 nucleotides. The record is from the annotation of a GenBank genome assembly. NCBI's taxonomy places the organism in Eukaryota, Viridiplantae, Streptophyta, Magnoliopsida, Asterales, Asteraceae.
AUGAAGAGGGCAAAGCUUGAUAAAACACAUAAUAAGACAAAGGCAAAGCUUGAUAAAACAGAUACACAUUCUGCUGUUGUAGCUCCUCAGGAUGUUGAACUUGAAGAAGAAGCUGAUGACAUUGAUGUUGUGGAGGUAGAUGUUAAAGUAGAGGGUGAAGAAGAUCAUGUAAAAAUGGAAAGGGAAAGGUGGUCUGAGGUAUGGAAGUAUUAUACCAGACUUCCAAUUGGUACAGAUGGUAGGGAAAGGGCUGAAUGUGAUAGGUGCAAAAAAAGAUACAUUUGUGAAACAAUAAAUGGGACAGGUAGCUUGAGAAAUCACAUUCCAAAGUGUCCAAGAAUGGACAAUAGUGACAUAACACAAUUCAUUUUUGCAAAAUCAGGUGGUUCCAUUUCAAUAAAUUCCACAGUUUUUAAACCCGAAAGAUUUCGUGAACUUAUUAGUGAAGCUAUUGUCAAGCACGACCUUCCCUUUAAGUUUGUAGAGUAUGAGGGAAUUAGAGAAAUCUUUAGUUACUUAAAUGAAAAAGUUACCACAAUUACUAGAAACACUGCUAAAGAAGAUGUGUUGAAUUUGUUUAAAAGAGAAAAAGGAAAACUCAAGAAAUUGUUUGAGUUACUUCCUGGUCGGAUUUCAUUAACUGCUGAUUUGUGGUCUUCUAUUAACACAUACGAUAAUGCUGCAAGUAAUGAUACUUUUGUCAAUCUCCUAAAAGGUCAAUUAUGUAAUGAAGGUGCACUUCAUAGUAACGGGGAUUAUUUUCAUGUCCGAUGUUGUGCUCACGUGUUGAAUUUAGUUGUGCAAGAUGGCUUGAAGGCUAUUGAUGAAGGGAUUGUCAAAAUUAGAGAAUUUAUCAAGUACGUGAAGGGAUCCUCAAUAAGGAAAAGAAACUUUCUGAAUUGUGUGAAACAGGUUAAUUUGAAUCCAAAAAAAGGCUUACGACAAGAUGUUCCAACUAGAUGGAAUGCUACUUUUCUUAUGAUUGAAAGUGCUCUUUUUUAUCGUCGUGCUUUUUUCCGUUUAGCACUAAGUGAUUCUAAUUACUUAGAUUGUCCAAGUAAUGAAGAAUGGGGUAAAUUAGAAAAGAUUUUCAAAUUUUUGGAAGUAUUUUAUGAAGUCACAUGCAUUUUUUCUGGAAAUAAGUAUUGCACAGCAAACUUAUAUUUUCCUUCGGUUUCCACGGUUGAAAGAACUUUAAAAGAAGAAAUAGAAAGUUCGGAUACGUUUAUGAAGAUAAUGGCUUGCAAAAUGUAUGAGAAGUUCUCUAAAUAUUGGUCCGAGUAUAGUCCAAUUUUGGCCAUGGCUGCAGUUUUGGAUCCACGUUAUAAAAUGCAAUAUGUUGAGUUUACUUACAAAAAACUCUAUGGAAGCAGUUUUCGUGAGCAUAGUGAUUGUAUUCGGGAGAAGUUACAUUAUCUAUUUGGUGAAUACGUUAUUGAAUCACCCAUGUCUUAUAGAGCAUCAACCGUUUCAACAAGUGAUUCAAGUAACAGUGUUUACAAAAAGAAAGAUGACACGACACUUAGUAAAAGCACGAGAGAAAUGCUACAAGAGUUCACAGUGUAUGAAACUAAGGAGUUUGCUUUGUCUCAAAAAUCGCAAUUAGAGAUGUAUCUGGAUGAACCAAGAAGUGACAUAACUGAAGAUAUAAAUGUACUUUCUUUUUGGAAAGCUCAUCAAUAUCGUUAUCCGGAACUUGCUUCCAUGGCUCGAGAUAUUUUGAGCAUCCCCGUCUCCACGGUUGCAUCCGAAUCAGCAUUUAGUAAUGGUGGUUGUGUUCUUGAUCAAUAUCGGAGUUCGUUGAAACAUGAAAAUGUUGAAACUCUAAUUUGUGCAAAAGAUUGGUUGUUUGGGAUUAAAGGUGAUGAAGAGUUAUGUUUACAAGAUCUUACAGAAGAUGUUAUGAAGUUGGAUAGCAAUGCCAAUGAUACACAUGAAGAAAUGGAGUCACAAGCUUGA